CCUCGUCGUCCCUGUUGCCAUUCCAAUUUGUCUCUCUACCUCUCCUGAACUUUGGGUUCAUCAGUGCAUAGUCUGAUUUAGAACAGCGCUUCACGAAUCCUCGCCCAAGAUGUCGGUUGAUACGUCGUCUCUGAUCUCACAAGCUGAGGGAGUGGUGUCUACCAACCCUGCGCAAGCGGAGGCGCUGUACCAGCAGGUGUUGGCUGCUUCGUCUGCCUCGUCAAGCAACACAGACCCAACCGUCCAAGCCCAAAUCCUACGCGACCAGGAAACGGCGUUGGUCAAACUUGGAGAACUGUAUCGGGACCAGAAGAAUGCAGCUGCGUUAUCCAAAGUGAUCACUCAAUCACGCGCGUUCAUGUCGUCCACGGCGAAGGCUAAGACUGCCAAACUCAUCCGAACACUCCUCGACUUCUUCACCUCCAUCCCGAACAGCCAAGACGUCCAAAAACAGACGCUCGUCGAUAAUAUUGCCUGGGCGAAAGCGGAGAAGAGGAUCUUUUUGAAGCAUAGUUUGGAGACGAGGUUGGCUGGGCUCUACCUCGACGCGCAGCAGUUCCGUCCGGCCCUGACGCUCGUCGACACCCUCCUCCAAGAACUUAAGCGUUUGGACGAUAAGCUUAUUCUGACGGAGGUGCAUUUACUUGAGAGCAAGAUUUAUCGCGGGACGGGGAAUUUGGCCAAGUCGAAGGCAGCCCUAACCUCCGCCCGCACAGCCGCGAACAGCAUCUACUGCCCGCCUCCUCUGCAAGCCGCGCUUGACCUGCAGUCUGGGAUUUUGCAUGCUGAAGAUAAGGAUUAUACGACGGCGUAUUCGUAUUUUUAUGAGGCGUUUGAGAAUCAGAGUUCCCAGGGGGAUAGCGGGGAAGGGGCACUCAGGAGUUUGAAGUAUAUGCUUUUGUGUAAGAUUAUGUUGAAUUUGCCCGAAGAUGUCACCUCCCUCCUCACCAUCAAGCUCGCCGCCAAGUAUGCCCAGCUGCGCGAUGUGGAGAGUAUGCGUGCCAUUGCGCGGGCGCACCAGAAUAGGAAUUUGGCGGAUUUUGAGAAGGCGUUGAGGGAGUAUAAGGAUGAACUCUCCUCGGACCCAACGAUCCGCUCGCACCUCGCGGCGCUGUACGACACGCUGCUGCAGCAGAACCUUCUCCGGAUUUUUGAGCCUUAUUCGGUGGUUGAGAUUGCGCAUGUGGCUGAGUUGGUGGGGCAGGAGAGGCAGGGUGUUGAAGCCAAACUCUCGCAGAUGAUCCUCGACAAAGUCUUCAACGGCGUUUUGGACCAAGGGCGAGGGUGUCUAUUGGUGUUUGAUCCUCAAGAGGUUGAUAACAUGUACGGUCCCGCGAUCGAAACGCUCGAAGAGGUGGGCAAGGUGGUGCAAUCGCUGUAUGCAAAGACUGUCAAGAUCGCAUAGGUUUCGGUCGUUCGCCUUUUUCGCUCGGUGUAUAAUUUUCAAGUGUACAUUCUACCGUUUUUUUUAUCUUCGUUCGUCGUGAAUGUAUUCUUCGUUCUGACUU
Molecule: messenger RNA, 1508 nt
Organism: Coprinopsis cinerea okayama7#130
Lineage: Eukaryota; Fungi; Basidiomycota; Agaricomycetes; Agaricales; Psathyrellaceae
Product: proteasome regulatory particle subunit
Exons: 11
Coding region: 110-1405 (431 amino acids)
Biological process (GO): ubiquitin-dependent protein catabolic process
Cellular component (GO): proteasome regulatory particle, lid subcomplex
Molecular function (GO): structural molecule activity; protein binding
Source: RefSeq, a predicted model, not a curated record